Molecule: messenger RNA, 681 nt
Organism: Leptosomus discolor (cuckoo roller)
Lineage: Eukaryota; Metazoa; Chordata; Aves; Leptosomiformes; Leptosomidae
Gene: TERB2
Product: telomere repeat binding bouquet formation protein 2
Biological process (GO): meiotic attachment of telomere to nuclear envelope; homologous chromosome pairing at meiosis
Cellular component (GO): nuclear inner membrane
Source: RefSeq, a predicted model, not a curated record
AUGUUCCGGGGCCGCCGCGCCUGGUUCUCGGGGAGCGUCAGCACUGGCCCGCGGGAGCUGUGGGCGGCCGGUGGUGGGGCGCUUGCUCCCUGGCGGGACGCUGACUACCUCUUCAGCAGUGACGCCGCCCACCCGGACACCCGCAGAAUACACGAGAGCCUCAAUUACUUGGAGGGCAGAGCUACAGUCUUUCACUCCCGUUACCUCUCUGCGUGGGCGAGCACUGGCACAGGAGCAAAGCCAUCGGUGGUUCUGGGCCACUUUGUCCUGCCACCUGCCUGCCUGCAAGAGGAAAUCAGGAGAAAACUCGGUAGUUUUAUUUGGGAGCAGGCAGAUGAUUCACUUGCAGAACAGCCCAGUGAAAAUCUGAUGGAUGAACUGGUGGCGGCGAGAAAAAGCUGUGAGGAAGAAGCAGAGGAGGAUGUGCUAGACCUGGCUGAAAGCACCGAGGAAGAAACAGGCUCCAGAGCACCUGCCCAGGGGGAAUUUCUCUACCGUGCCCUCCAGGAAUACCCGAUGAGUAACAUGGUCACAGGCUACACCGCUGCUCGUGACAUGAAGAAGUAUGUUGGAGAGCUCCGCGAUUUCAUCCCUGGCACCUCGGGCUACACGGCCUACUGGAUUCAGAACGAAAUCAACAUUUACUCCGACGGGAAGACUAGAACAAAGAGAAAAUUGUAA